Prionailurus viverrinus (fishing cat) is the source of this 2066-nucleotide messenger RNA. RefSeq names its product POU class 2 homeobox associating factor 1 (gene POU2AF1). Gene Ontology annotation, molecular function: transcription coactivator activity; POU domain binding; DNA binding. Bases 487 to 1341 code for a protein of 284 amino acids. NCBI's taxonomy places the organism in Eukaryota, Metazoa, Chordata, Mammalia, Carnivora, Felidae. Gene Ontology annotation, biological process: positive regulation of transcription by RNA polymerase II. The record is from RefSeq and is a predicted model, not a curated record. Gene Ontology annotation, cellular component: RNA polymerase II transcription regulator complex. The transcript has 4 exons.
GUAGAAGCCUGAAUGGGCGCCCCAGAAAACCCAGAGUUUUCCAGGGGUCUUUUGGGCACCUCGUGGGUGUGGAGAGGUCCAGGGCUGACACACAUGCUCGCUCAGCUCGCACGCACAGACAUUUUCACGCUCACCGUGCACCGCACCACACUCUGAUGACCCCGGUCAUCAGGACGCGGCCUUCUGUGCUGUGUUGUUGUUCAGAUCCAGCUGGCUGGCUCUGCGGGUCUGUGGCCGGUGGGCCUCCGAGGGAGCGCACAGUGGGGUGACGGGCAGCCCUGCUACAGAAAAAGCGCCCGGGUACCUGAGGUGGGAGGAUGUGACGACGCUGUGCCCCCGCGCAGCGGGGACUCGGGCCUUUAAAAAGCCGAGGAAACAGCCUCUGAGCAGGCGGUGGCUACACUGGAGGAGAGCACACCCAGGUCUCACGUGAAAGCAGCCAAACUGUCUGCUUCAAAGAGAAAAGGCAACAUCCUGUCACAGGCCAUGCUCUGGCAGAAACCCUCGGCACCAGAACAGGCCCCGGCUCCACCCCGGCCAUACCAGGGCGUCCGUGUGAAGGAGCCAGUGAAGGAACUGCUCCGGAGGAAACGAGGCCAUGCCAGCAGCGGGACGGCUGUCACACCUACGGCGGUGGUGCUGCCCCAUCAGCCCCUGGCUACCUACACCACAGUGGGUAAGAGCUCCCCACAGCCCUGGUCCCCUCCAGGCCCCUCGUCUGGGCCACACCUGCAACUCUGUAAUUUCCUUCUUCCCACAGGUCCUCCCUGCCUCGACAUGGAGGUCUCCGCUUCCACAGUGACAGAGGAGGGGGCCCUGUGUGCCGGCUGGCUCUCCCAGCCGGCCCCGGCCACCCUCCAACCCCUGGCCCCGUGGACACCCUACACGGAGUACGUGUCCCACGAAGCUGUCAGCUGCCCCUACUCGGCUGACAUGUACGUGCAGCCCAUGUGCCCGAGCUACACGGUGGUGGGGCCCUCCUCCGUGCUGACCUACGCCUCCCAGCCGCUCAUCACUAACGUCACGACCAGAGGAGCGGCCGCGCCCACCGUGGGGCCCCAGCUGGAGGGCCCGGAGCACCAGGCGCCCCUCACCUAUUUCCCAUGGCCGCAGCCCCUGUCCACACUGCCCGCCUCCACCCUGCAGUACCAGCCUCCGGCCCCAGCCCUGCCCGGGCCCCAGUUCGUCCAGCUUCCCAUCUCCAUCCCCGAGCCGGUCCUUCAGGACACGGAAGACCCCAGGAGGGCCAUCAAUUCCCUGACCAUCGACAAGCUGCUUUUGGAGGAAGAGGAUGGCGACGCCUACUCGCUCAACCACACGCUCUCGGUGGAAGGCUUUUAGGGCCUGCUCGCCCGGAGAGUCCUGCUCCCCGAGCCUGGGAUUUUACACUGAGCCUGGGAUUGAGCCUCAGAUUCACACCUGUUUGGAGUAGCUGUCUCACAACUACACUUUCCACCCUCAACUAGAAUAAUUGGCUUUCCUUCCUCCCUCCCCUCUUCCUCCUCCUUUCCUCCCUCCCUCCCUCCUCCUCCCUUCUUCCCCCUUGCCUUCCUGCCUUCUUCCCCCUUUUCUCCCUCUCCCUUCCUUCCCUUUCUGCCUUCCUCCCUCCCCCCUCCUUGCUCCCCCCUCCUCCCUUCCUUUCUCCUUUCCUCCCUCCCCCGAACCCCUUCCUCCCUUCCUCCUUCCUUCAUUUUUUUUUCCAUUUCUGUUCCUAUCUGAGAAGGAAUUAUAGAGAUUUUUGUGGUAAUAUUGAUGCCAGUGUUGCAAACCCAUGUCCCAGGUGCUUUUAUUUCUGCCUCAUUUUGUUCAUUGGAGCAGCAGCCCAGCUGAGCUGUCUUGGGGCCAGUGCCGCCCUGCCCUCUGUCAUUUUGAGGUGUAUGGGGUGGCCUUGCAGACCCACUGCCCAAGUCCUUGAGCUGUCAGUUCUCACAGUUGAUUCUUUGUUUGCUGUUCUCUGCGCUGGCCAGAUUUACAGUCUAGGCAGCAGAGUCCCAAGGCCUGGGGCUCAGUUAGGUGGUGGGGGUGGUGUUCCGGGGGAGAAAAAUCAACAGCAGAGUGGGUGGGUU